Messenger RNA from Sparassis crispa, 1629 nucleotides. RefSeq lists its product as hypothetical. Lineage: Eukaryota; Fungi; Basidiomycota; Agaricomycetes; Polyporales; Sparassidaceae. The transcript is spliced from 3 exons. The record is from RefSeq and is a predicted model, not a curated record. The coding region runs from base 1 to 1629 and encodes 542 amino acids.
AUGAAGGGGUUCACCAAAGUCUUCCGCACCGGCCAUGCCGUCGCACCUGCUCAUGCGCAUCGUCAACGCUCCGCUCCGUGCUCGUCGGGCGGAUUCUACAAGACACCGACCGCGGGUCAGGUUAUCCCAUAUACUACCCCACUCAACAUCUCCUGGGACACAUCCUGCAUGACUUCGAACACCGUAGACAUCUAUCUUUACGCCCCCGGCAGCGCCUUGCCUCGCAUCCACGAAUGGGCGAACGUGGACUUUGCGUACGGCAGUUACAAUGUCAACCUGAUGCCGAAAUGGUGGAACUCGACAGCGUCUGCGAACCUCCAGCUUGCAAUUGUGGAGGCGGGAACACCACCGUUUCUUGCUACUAUGCCAGCUGGACCCGUCUUCACCGCUACGUACACCAAGCCAACCUCGGGCAGCGUCCCUGCCGCAGCGGACACUUCCACGCCUGGUGCCUCAAUCCAAAACGUGAACAACGGGCCGUCGAAGAGUCAUGGCCUCUCCAAGGGAGCAGUCGCCGCGGCAGUGCUCUUGCCGCUGCUGUUCGUGAUCGGACUGGCCGUCGGGGUAUACAUCAAAUUGAGCCGCGCGAAAGGCAGGGACAAGCGCAAGCGAUGGAACGAGGCGAUCGACAAGCGGAUGUCGACGAUCUCGACGAGCUGGCGGCCCGUAUCCGUUGCGGGCGCGACGGUGGUGGUACGCAACAGUGUGCUCUCGUCAGCAGCAAAUGCGGGAGAUCGUGCGUCGUCGUUCUCGUUCGGCGCGAUGCGCCCCUCCAGCACGAUCGCAGUAGAAGGCGGACAGGCGGGCAUCGGCGCUAAGGGACUAGAGAUUGGCGGCAUCGACCUGUCGUCGCCGGAUAUGGCCCACAUCCGGCCGGGCGUGCGCGCUCGCGCGUCGUCGUUCGGUAGCGAACGCGUCUCGCGUGUCUCGUUUGCGCCGGAUACCCGUCCGUCUGGGGAGUACCGCCGCACGCGUGCGUUCCACGUCGGGCACGUGCCCCCCCUUCCGGACGAGGACGAAACUGGGGCGUUGUCCCCCACCCAGGCUGCAGGCCCCUUCAGUCUGUCCGCGGAAGAUAUUCAAGCACGCAUGUCCGGACAAGAGGAUUCUCGGCCGAGCAUCGAUGCGGUUCUUCCCGCUCUGUCCAUGAUGCGCACCGGUGGUGAUGGGGUCUCGAAUAACGACGACAUGUUGUUGGCCCCCAGUCCCCCUAUGCCGGCUCCCCCCUCCCUGGCUCAUCAGAUCCCGAAGUCGUCCAUAGUAGGCAUCAUGCCGAUGCAGCCGAUGCCUGCGAACGUGAUGUCGCCAGAUGAAAUGUUGCGUGCGUAUGCGGAGCGCCGCACUAUUGGCUCGCCUGUGCCGGGCGGCCCUACCGUCCCUGCACCCGUGGCUAACUACAACGGUACCGGCAUGCGCAUCCUGUAUUCACCUACCACUCCCGACUCAUCUGCGCCAUUGGCCACGUCGCCCAUGGCACCUGCCUCGCCUGAGUCGCAAUACACUAUAAGCUCGCCCAAGGCUAUCCAGGAGCUCGUCAGAAAGAGUAUAGCAGUCACUGUUGCUAGCCAGUACGAGGACCUCGACGACGAAGACGCGUACGGGGCCGUUGAGACUGGUAUGGCCGAGUGA